AUGCCAUCCAGCUCACAUGCCGACAAAUCGAGGCAAACAUCGGCUGGAAAAUCGUUUUUCGGAAGGAAGUUGUACAAAGAGAAACCUGCGGAGGAUCGAUAUGAUACUUACGGGGGUUCUUACGACAACCUGGCUCCCCCUGGGAGUGCCGCUGGCUCACGCUCAUCCCGCUAUUCGAAGCGGUCUUCAAUCCAAUCAGUCGACAUGACCCAUGACUUAGACCCAAGUAGCCUCGCUCCCACGGCCGGUGUUAUUACGUCCAUCCCCUUCGAAAGCCUCCCCUCCGACACUCGCACACCCAUCCCAAUCGACAGCAUGUCCCGCCCGGAUUCCUCGCGUCAUGAACCCUCGCCCAACCACUUGGGUAAAGCUGGGGCGGAUUUCCACCAAUAUCCUACCUGGACCUCGACUUCUGCGCCAAAUGGUUCACCCUCACAUCCCUCUGGCCCGCGUCCUCCCCCGCAUGCUUCAAACACGACCAUGUCAAGUAGCCAGUCGGGCGACCGGGGCGCCAGAUAUCAACAAUGGGGACGGCCAGGUAGUUCAGCAGCGAACAUGGGUCCCAGCCAUAACUCCUCCUCGAUCGAUUCAUCCUCCAACUCCCGCACCUCCCUCGAUCAAACAAGCCUUUAUUCCUCCGUUUCGUCCAAUGCGCGGGGAUCGAACUACUUCGCGUCGGACGGUUCUUCCCGCACCCUCACACCCUCGCAUUCAAGUGAUCGCAAUAUUGGAUUCCCUCCAAGUUCCAGCUCUGGCCGCUUGUCAAAUGCGCCCUCGACCCACCAGAUUUCGCAACCAAUACCGGCCGCUGUACCCCGGCCACAGGAUAACUAUCUCACUCGACCGAGAGACGACCGGAUUGUGGAUCAGCUAUUUCUGGAGUUGAUGCAGAAGAGAGGUUGGCAGAAUCUCCCUGAGCAGGCGAAACGGCAGAUGUUGUCAUACCCCGCUUCAAAGAAAUGGACGCUGGUACACCAAGAUCGCCUUACCGAGCUACAAGGCGAGCAGAAGAGACGGCAGAAUGCCCGACAAACUCAUGGCCAUGAUGGUCUGUCUGGUUUGCUUGAGCGUGCUGAUGAGGAGGGUAGUCCGGAGUGGUAUGUGAAGAAGGUUAUGGAUGAUACUAUUACCUCCAAGCAGCUUGCCAGUUUGAGCGUCAGCUUGCGGACACAACCCAUCAGCUGGGUGAAAGCCUUUGUUGAAGCUCAGGGUCAAGUUGCCCUGACCAAUGUCCUCUUGAAGAUCAACCGCAGGAAAGCAUCUGGUCCUGUGCCAGCGCCACCAACCGGAGACAAGGAUCUUGACCGCGAAUAUGAUAUUGCCAAAUGUUUGAAAGGUCUGAUGAACAACAAAUAUGGUGCAGACGAUGCUCUAGAACACCAAAAUGUCUUGGUUGCCCUUGUCAGCUCGCUAUCAUCCCCCCGUCUGAAUACUAGGAAACUUGUCAGUGAAGUCCUUACCUUCCUCUGUCACUGGGGCGAUGGCCAAGGCCACCAAAAGGUCCUACAAUCCAUGGACAAGGUCAAACACGACCACAAUGAAACUGGCCGCUUUGACGCCUGGAUGCGUAUCGUCGAGGUCACCAUCGAUGGCCGUGGAAAGAUGGGCAGUCUGGUCGGUGCCAGUGAAGAGUACCGCAGCGGUGGUAUCGGCAUGGAGAACCUACUCAUGGAAUACGCCGUCUCAACCAUGAUCCUGAUCAACAUGUUGGUCGAUGGGGCCGAAACCGAUCUGCAGCUACGAUGCCAUAUCCGCGCCCAGUUCACAUCAUGUGGAAUCAAGCGUCUGUUGACGAAGAUGGAGGGAUUCCAAUACGAGGUCAUCGACAAGCAGAUCGAACGGUUCCACGAGAACGAAGCCAUCGAUUAUGAGGAUCUCCUCCAGCGCGAGAACAGCAGCGUUAAGGAUAGCAUCGAGGGCGAAGUCAAGGAUAUGAGCGAUCCCAUGCAAAUUGUUGAUGCUAUUUCGUCCAAGAUUAAUGGCAGUCGGUCUCACGACUACUUCCUGUCGGCUAUGCAGCAUAUGCUUCUGAUCCGGGAGAACUCCGGCGAGGAAGGGUUGCGUAUGUUCCAGCUGGUAGACGCCAUGCUGAGCUACGUUGCUAUGGACCGAAGGCUUCCUGACCUUGACCUACGACAAGGGUUGACCUUCACCGUGCAGAGCCUGUUAGACCGACUGCAUACCGAUGCCGAGGCGAGACGGGUGUAUGAUGAGUCUCUCGAGGCCCGGCAGAUUGCCGAGGCUGCUAUCGCCGAGCGCGAUGAGAUGAGAGCCCAGGUUGAGCUUGGUGCAGAGGGCUUGGUCAAGAAGCUACAGAAGCAGAUUGAAGAGCAGGCUGGCAUUAUCGAGCUGCAACAGCGGCAGAAUGAAUCGUUCAAGGCGGAGGUUGCAGAAGUACAACGGUUGCGUGCGCAGGAAUUGCAGCGCAAUGAGCUGGAAACUAGAGAAUUAUACCUCAUGCUUCGAGAUGCUCAGGAUAUCGCCGCGUCCAAUGCUCGCAAGGCCGCCAACCCCGAAGUGGAGGCUGAUCCUUCCCAGAUGCCCGGUAUCAUGGAUCGGGAACGACUCAUGGAACGUCUGGAGCGUCAGCUCGAGCGGACCAAGACUCAAUUCAAGCUGGAGGGCAAGGUCUGGGGCCAGCAUGGACCAUCGGAUCGCUUACGUGAACUGCGUGAGAAGAUGGAUGGCGAGGGUGAGGACAGCGAUGAAUUCGCUGAAACUACCCGGCGCAACCUGGACCCUGGUUCUCUGGGUUCUGUCUAUCGCAAGCGCAGCCAUGUCCCUGAGAUGGGUGCUCUUGAAGAUGGAGAGGAAAUCUUGGACAACAAUGGCCAGCCGAUUGAUAGGGCUCGUCUUGAUAAUCUAUACCGUCACCGUCUGAACCCCGCCCAAGCUACUGGUUUGCUAGGCGAGCUUGCGUCCAAGGUUUCUAAGUUCGAUGCUGAAGAUGCUGAUGCUACCCCGACUGCACCUGAUGCCGCUGAAGGGCAGCAGCUAUCUGAGAAGGCUCCUGUGGCGGCUCUGCCCCCUCCUCCGCCUCCUGGGGGCAAAAUGGUCCCUCCACCACCUCCUCCCCCUGGGGGCAUGGCUGUUCCUCCUCCCCCUCCAGGUGGCCAGAUGGUCCCUCCUCCACCUCCGCCUCCGGGUGGAGCAGCUGGACUGCCUCCUCCCCCGCCGCCUGGUGGAAAGAUUGGACUGCCCCCUCCGCCUCCUCCGGGUGGUGCUAAGGGUGUUCCUGGACUUCCACCACCACCCCCACCCCCCGGUGGAAAGGUUGGGGCACUACCUCCCCCGCCGCCUCCUCCAGGUGGUGGUGGGAUGGCUCCUCCCCCUCCACCGAUUCCUGGGGCCAAGGGUCUCAUGCCUCCCCCGCCUCCACCGCCCAACGCUCCCUUGGGCUCUGGCUGGCGACCAGCAUACAUGGUUGGAGAUGUUUCGCCAGGUACAACGCUCAUGCCUUCUAUCCGGCCUAAGAAGAAGCUCAAGGCUCUGCAUUGGGACAAGGUUGAUACUCCGCAAGUGACUGUCUGGGCUGCCCACGCACCCACCGCCGAACAGAAGGAAGAGAAGUACACCGAGCUCGCCAAGAAGGGUGUAUUGGACGAAGUCGAACGGCUGUUCAUGGCGAAGGAGACCAAGAUCUUCGGAGCUAGCACCGCCGCAAAGCAGCGCAAAGACAAGAAACAGAUCAUCUCGAACGAUCUAUCCAAGAACUUCCAGAUUGCUUUGGCUAAAUUCUCCCAAUAUCCCGCCGAAGAGGUAACCCGCAUGAUCAUCCACUGUGACAAGGACAUCCUCGACAACAUGGUCGUCAUGGACUUCUUGCAGCGAGAUGAGAUGUGCAAUAUACCCGAGAACGUCGCUAAGCUCAUGGCACCAUAUAGCAUGGACUGGACCGGACCUGGCGCAGCCAGCUCUGACCGUGAACAGGAUCCCAGUGAGAUCACCCGCGAGGAUCAAAUCUAUCUCUACACUGCGUUCGAGCUGAAUCACUACUGGAAAGCGAGAAACAGAGCGCUCGCUCUGACGCGCUCCUAUGAACCGGAGUACGAACAUCUCUCCAGCAAAUUGCAGGAGGUCGCACGAGUCAGCGAGUCAUUGCGUGAUUCCGUGUCUUUGAUGAACGUUCUCGGUUUGAUCCUGGAUAUUGGUAACUUCAUGAACGACGCCAAUAAACAGGCUCAGGGUUUCAAGCUGAGUUCCCUUGCUCGACUGGGCAUGGUCAAGGACGACAAGAACGAGACUACCUUUGCUGAUCUGGUUGAGCGUAUCGUUCGGAAUCAGUACCCUGAGUGGGAAGGGUUCCUUGACGAGAUCAGUGGUGUCAUUGGUCUGCAGAAGAUCAAUGUUGAUCAGCUUCGUACUGAUGCUAUGAAGUACAUCAGCAAUAUUAAGAACGUGCAGGCCAGUCUGGAUGCUGGUAACCUGAGUGACCCGAAGAGAUUCCAUCCCGAGGAUCGCGUCAGUCAGGUUGUUCAGCGGUCUAUGAAGGAUGCUCGACGCAAGGCUGAGCAGCUGCAACUCUACCUUGAUGAGAUGGUCAAGACGUAUGAUGAUAUUAUGGUCUUCUACGGUGAAGACAAUGCGGAUGAGAAUGCUAGACGUGACUUCUUUGCCAAGUUGAGCGCGUUCUUGGUCGAGUGGAAGAAAUCCCGAGAGAAGAAUACCUCCUUGGAAGAAUCAAGGAAACGCACAGAAGCAUCUCUCGCUCGCAAGCGCAUCAACGUCAAUCUUGCCAACAGUGGUCCGCCUGUGGAAACAGCCAAUUCACCCGCUACAAGUGGCGCCAUGGACUCAUUGCUUGAGAAGCUACGUGCCGCAGCACCCCAAGCAAAGGAUCAACGAGACCGUCGCCGCCGUGCUCGUCUCAAGGAGCGCCAUCAGGUCCGUGUGGCCUCUGGCCAGAAACCGCCGUCUGAUAUAAACGACGCUGAAGAAGAAGACGGGGCCGAGAAGCCGGCUGACGGCGAAGGCCGUGUUGAUGCGAAUGGUCACCUCAGCCCUCCAAUCCCCGAAGAGGAAGACGGCAAACAAGAAGCUCAGAUUUCUGAAGGGGAGGAUGUUGCUGAUCGUGCUGCUAGCAUGCUUCUCGGUCUACGGAGUAAUUCCGAUGCAGGCGGCGAGCGCCAAAGAAGGAGGAGAGAGAGCGCCGACGAAGAACGUCGCAAUCGCCGCAUGAGACGCCGCAAUCCUGCAACGAGCGGAAGCAAAGAUAGUGCAGAUGGCGGCCUUCCCACAGUGCAAGAGCCUGCUUCGCCAACGCAGACGGAAUCCGUCGUCACAGAUGAUCCACCCGCAAGCCCACCCGACUCUCAACCCCCGCCUUCAAUUGUCGUCUCAGAGCAGGACGACACAUUAUCACAAGAAAACCCCUCGGAGGAUGCGGACUCCACAAUCUACGCCCUCUCCACCGCACCCGGUAGAGCAGCCAUUGCGGUAGUACGCGUCUCCGGCCCAGCCAGUGUACCAAUAUACAAAGCCCUCUGUCCAAACACAGCCCUCCCAAAACCCCGCCUUGCAGCCCUUCGCACCCUCUACGACCCAACCAAACCCCCAUCCCAAAACACAGUCCUCGACGCUGGCGCCUUAGUCCUCUACUUCCCAAACCCCAAAACAGUAACAGGCGAAGAUGUCCUGGAAUUCCACAUCCACGGCGGCCCCGCAAUCGUCAAAGCAGUCCUAUCGGCAAUCUCCAACACAAACACACCAAACCAUGAAGUCCGCUACGCCGAACCAGGCGAGUUCACCCGUCGCGCAUUCAUGAACGACCGCCUGGGUCUCCCCCAGAUCGAAGCACUAGGCGAUACCCUCUCCGCAGAUACAGAGCAACAGCGCCGACUAGCCGUGCGCGGAUCCAGCGAUGCCCUCCUAAAGCGGUAUGAGGCAUGGCGGCAGCAAUUGCUGUAUGCGCGCGGCGAGUUAGAGGCGCUGAUUGAUUUCUCUGAAGAUCAGCAUUUCGACGAGUCGACUGAAGAGCUGGUUUCUUCUGUUGCGACACAGGUGGGUGCGUUGAGUGUGCAGAUUGGGUUUCAUAUUCGGAAUGCGUCGCGUGGUGAGCUGCUCAGGAAUGGGAUUAAGGUUGCGCUUUUGGGGGCGCCGAAUGCCGGGAAGAGUUCGUUGUUGAACCGCGUUGUUGGGAAGGAGGCUGCUAUUGUUAGUACUGAGCAGGGGACCACUAGGGAUAUCGUUGAUGUUGGGGUUGAUCUUGGUGGGUGGUAUUGUAAGCUUGGUGAUAUGGCAGGGAUUCGUGCCGAGAGUGGGGAUGGGUCUGGUGAGGUUGUUAUUGGUGCUGUUGAGAAGGAGGGUAUUCGCAGAGCUAGGGAGAGAGCUCUGGAGUCUGAUGUGGUUAUUGUGGUGGUUUCGCUGGAAGAAACCGCUGAUGGGGUUCGUCUCUUCGUUGAGCCAGAGGUUCUCGAUGCGGUUAAUGACUGCGUGGAUGCGGGCAAGUGUCUUCUUGUGGCGAUUAACAAGUGUGACAAACUACACCCUGAUCUGAACGGUGGUGUACCACAGUCGUUAUCUAAUACGAUCCACGAGAUCUUCCCAGCAGUACCAGCAGAUCGUGUAUUUGCCAUUUCAUGUGAAGAGGCACAGCGUGGAUCUUCUACUGUCACCACAGACCCCGGCAAUCUACAAGCCUUCCUACGCGGUCUAAUCUCGACAUUCGAACAAAUUGCCUCGCCUCUCGGCAUGGAUGGAGAUGGAAGUAGUCAAUAUGAUCUUUCGUAUUGGGAGGAUUCCCUAGGCGUCACUCAUCGCCAAAGCUCUAAUCUACAAAUCUGCCUCGACCAUCUGGACGACUUCAUGUCCCAAGCUUCUUCCGCCAAAUCCCCCGGCUCACGCAAGAGUCAGAUACCCUCUAUUUACCACGAGUCUGAAAUCGAUAUCGUCACUGCUGCGGAGCACCUGCGCUUUGCGGCGGAUAUGUUGGCCAAGAUCACAGGCAAAGGCGAAAGUGGAGAUGUCGAGGAUGUGUUGGGAGUUGUCUUUGAGAAAUUCUGUGUCGGCAAGUGA
Penicillium arizonense is the source of this 7014-nucleotide messenger RNA. Its product is annotated as formin sepA. NCBI's taxonomy places the organism in Eukaryota, Fungi, Ascomycota, Eurotiomycetes, Eurotiales, Aspergillaceae. Gene Ontology annotation, molecular function: GTPase activity; actin binding; GTP binding. The transcript is spliced from 5 exons. The coding region runs from base 1 to 7014 and encodes 2337 amino acids. Gene Ontology annotation, biological process: actin filament bundle assembly; mitotic actomyosin contractile ring assembly; barbed-end actin filament capping. The record is from RefSeq and is a predicted model, not a curated record. Gene Ontology annotation, cellular component: mating projection tip; cell division site.